Molecule: messenger RNA, 711 nt
Organism: Cercopithifilaria johnstoni
Lineage: Eukaryota; Metazoa; Nematoda; Chromadorea; Rhabditida; Onchocercidae
Source: the annotation of a GenBank genome assembly
AUGGAAUUGGAGGAUGAUUCAUCAACUUUGCGAUCAUCAAUACGGAAUCAUCGGUCGUCCAGAUUAAGCACUGCUAGCAGUGAAGCUAGUGAUAAAAGGCGUUCCCUUCGUGGUCGACGUUCAAGUAUGUCUGUAAAAGAAGUUGUAAACGGCAUUGAAAUUACUAAAAACGUGAUUAUUGGGGACGACAUAACUAAAGUAAAUGAAAAGAAUUCUUCCUUUAUGUCUGUAAAAAUAGCUGCUGUGGAUGAAGAGAGGGAACAUUUGAUAAAAUAUAUGAAGAAAUUGAAAAAUGAAAAAAAACAGUGGAAUGAAAUGCUUCAGAACUAUGAUAAGAGUGCCGAUAUUGCAAAGAGUGAAAUGAAUAAGCCGAUUGUACUUAGUCCAAAACGCGUAGAAGAAGUACGCAUUGAGUACUUGGGUGCCAGAGAUGUCCCAUCAUCUAUCGAAAUUGCUCUGGCAAUGAGACCUGCUUUACAGAAAAAGGCUGAAUUACAGGUGUCACAAAACCAAAAGCUAAAAGCUGAGGUAGCUGCUGCCGAAGAGAGAUUUCAUCGGUUGCAGGAGUUAAUCAAAAUUCAGGAGAAAUAUUUGCAUUGCGAAAACAUAGAUGAGCUUCUAGCACAAAAAGCUGAAUGUGAUGCUACUCUCUUGAGAAUUGAAAACUGGAUGGCAAAACAUGGUUUUUCUGAACGUCUUACUGCUGUUUGA